This is a messenger RNA of Amorphotheca resinae ATCC 22711, 661 nucleotides long. RefSeq lists its product as hypothetical. The transcript is spliced from 4 exons. NCBI's taxonomy places the organism in Eukaryota, Fungi, Ascomycota, Leotiomycetes, Helotiales, Amorphothecaceae. Bases 142 to 552 code for a protein of 136 amino acids. The record is from RefSeq and is a predicted model, not a curated record.
ACUGACAACAACGACAUCCACCAACUCUCCACGAAACUGCAACGUCCACGACCGCUACGAGAAGUGCUUCUCGUGAAAGAGAAGAGUCGGAUCUCCUUUCUUUUAUUCGUGUCAACUUAAAUAAAUUAAAUCAAAUUUACUAUGUCUUCCUCCAUCACCAUCCCCACCCGGUCGACGUACGGGGACAGUGGCAAGGCUGCUGCGAGCUCCAGCUCCUCUUCGUCCUAUUCCACCUCCCCGCGCACACCGCAGAGCCAAACAACGUCAUCUCCUGCUACUUACUCAAAUACUAAAUAUGGCCACGAUCGGAGGCCCAGUUUGCUCAGCUCCUCGCUGUCGAAGCAGGAACACACUGUCAUUAAUAUUGGUGACCCGGAUGGUGUUCCCCGCCUGAUUACUUGCGUGCGAUCGUCACAGGGCUUUGAUUGGAAUCCAGAAAUCUUCCUUCCCUCCUAUGUCGAAUGCGACUUUGAAUCCCUCGAGCGAAAGCGCGACCCGGUCCACGAGAUUCGGCUGAGUGACGAGGAGAUUAAGAAUAUGUUUCCACAAUAAUCGGGAGUUUGUCGGAUUGGUACGGGAUAGAAUGCCUUUGUCCCAGGCUUGGGAAUACGGAAUUUGCACAUGCUGCUUGGCGCCGGGACUUGAACAUAUGAUUCCCGUG